GGCAUCUUGCCCCAAUUUCCCCUUUCCACCCUGCCCCCAUGUCGAGACGCGCCCGUCGCGAGGCCGUCUCAUCCCUUGCAAUCGUCCUUCCUCAUCCUGAGCUUCCUCGGCGUCAUUCUUCUCGUUCUUCACUCCUUUCACAGAAUUCAGUAUCAACACCUCGCACACCAAGAAGUUCAGGCUGCGCAACUUCAAGAUGUCAAUCCUGGUUGAUGACAAGCAAUACCGGUAACAGGAAGAGCACAGAUAGCUGGAAUAGCUCAAAUCUAGAUUUUGGAGAGGACUGCGACGCGGAAUGGAAGCCAGACCAGAUGUUAUUACUCUCACGGACUCUCGAUGCUCUUCCAGCACAUCUCACUCCUUUCAAUGGACCCAUUCCUCCUCCCAACCUUCUUGACAAGAUCGCUCGAGGCGUUUUCAACGCGAAAGGUCCCAACGAAUGGCCUCACUCUCUCCGUGCCACUCGUGUUAAACUUAUCGAGAUUGCUCGUCAGCGUGCCAAAGAUGAACAUUCAACGAGAUCUUCCCGACCUAUCGUCGACGAGAAUGAUGAGAUACGAUGCUACACUCCUGAGAGUGAUGUCAACCUUAAUUAUUCUCGCAAGAGUUCAAUAGGCAUCAGGCGUCCCCUUUAUCGGCAGUCUAGUAUGGAUUUCAUGAACACAGAUGACCGGAAAUCGACGGAUGCCGACAGUAUAAACCGCCUUUCAACUCGGUUGCAACGAACAGAAAAUUCGCUCUCCACCAAUAACUUCCAUCCGUAUACGCGCUCUCGUGCUCGAGCUUUAACUCAAUCAUUAGCUCAAGCGCGCCAGGGUCAGAUGCAUCGUCGUCGAUCACCCUCGCCACCACCUCGUGAAAAUGUCCCUUCCCUUAUCAGUCCUUCGACCCCAAGCUCUUCCACUCUCAACACUCUUUCAUCAUUGUCCACUUCUGCCGCCCGUCCUCGUUUCGUCAGGAGAUCAGCCUCGACGUUGACCAACAGUGACAUUUCAGUGCUGAGUAGUAGAAGCAGUCUAGGUGAAGAGCCUGCUCCUAACCUUCUUCCCUCCGCUGUCACCAGUUCUAUUGACCUGCGUAUGCAACGGUUAAAGCGGUCAGAGUCAUUCUAUGUCCCUUCUCACACAUCCAGCGCCUUUGGGUCUCCCAUCCGGGAAGAAACUACCCCUUCCGGAACGCCUCCUCCUCCUAAGCAAUCAUUCAAACGAGCACCUUCCUACGGAAUGCUGGCCCAAGAAGCGAGAGACAGAGAGAAGGAAAAGAGAAUUAGCGGUGUCAUUCACCUCGAAGGCAGGGACCGCAUGAAUGCCAGCCCGUGCCCGUCAAGUGAUGAGGAGGAGAAGGUUAGAGAUAAACAAGCCAAAAAACCUAGGGUUCCAGGCUCGAAGAAUAUCAAUCGCGCAGUCCCACAACAAGAUUCUCUAGAGACGGACAUCAAAAAGACGAACAAGGGAGUCUCCAAGCUUCUCAACUGUACCGACAAAGGCUCGAAGAAAAAGAAGCCUUCCUCUUCAUCGUCUAUGAUUCCUGAAUCGAGUACAAAUGGCGGGACUCGCCCUCGCAUGAAUCUUCAAAGGAACCCUAGUAUAUUUGGAGAGGAGCUACCCCAUCUUCACAUACCUUCUACUUCAACUUCGCGUGCGCUAGUAGAACCAGUACAGCAUGCUGCUCGGUCACCAUCCACUCCAACACCAUGUGCUGAUACACCGGAAGUGGUCCCGACUGAUCCGCAGCGUAAAGUGAAAACGUUGCGUCGCGUAAAGCGGUUGGCACCGUCAAGGAAGAUCUCAUUCGGAAGCCUGGUUCCGCCAGCAGGGGAGGACGUGAUCGAGGAGGAUAACGAGGAUAAUGGGAAAAUGCUCGGAAGUGCAUUCCAAUUAAGCUAAAGGGACAUGGGAGAGGCUACGUCGAAAAGGAGGGAAAAUAUUCUCUGCCAUUCUUGCAGAUUGCACAGACAUUGCCCAGCCCGACAAUUUCAGACACCCCAUCAUUUUUAUCACAAAUCCCGGUAUGCGGGCGAAACCCACCACUCCAAACAAGCAAAAACAACUUUGACAUCAUCCUCAACAUACCGUUAACCAACCAACCACAACUACCCAUUUUUUGAACUUGCCUUGUGGCGAAACCCCGUCAACUUUUACUAAACCAGACUCAAUAUCCCCAAAACACACACACUCCUUACUCUCUGUCCGCUUCAAAAUUCGUUCUCCACGAGACAUCACCAACUCUGCUAGAUUCUUUCGGUCAUGUUUCAAUGUUGUGGAGUAUCGCUUCUGUUACCCGCUCUGCAUCGUUCAUGCUUUACUUGUGACAAGACAUUCGUUCCUCUUCUUUGCUACAUCUUUCUUCCUGCUCCGUUCCCUUGUGUGUAUCAUUAAUCAAUUGCUUCGCAUCAUUCAUCUUAGUUUGUACAUCCUUCAAUCACCCAUCAACCAUCUUCCAAGUUUCAGGCCUCAUACCGAGGGUCCGGCCGUCCUUCUUUGCUGCAUUUACCACUCCUUCUGUUCUGCCCAUCCCAUCAAUACCGUAUCAGGGACCUUAACACUCAUUUUACUUCUCAUUUUCGCCAUCCAUUCGGUUUACUCUUUCGAUUUCAUAACUGUCCACUCAUUCUGCUCAUUCUGCAUCACCUCAUUCAUUUGAACAUAAAAUCUUUCUCGUCGCAUCUCUCUUGGAUAGUUCGUCGGGACGAGCGUGUAUUCCUAUCUCGCUUCAUUACACUUAUCUAUCUUAAUGCUAUAUUGCAGCUGCUUUACGCUUUUGGCCUUGGUCCUUUCACCGCCCGUUCACUUUUGUUCACUUUCCACUUCUCUUCUCGCCUUUGUGAUAUUGCGAUUCUUCCUUCAGCCUGCCCGCAUCAUACGCCGCCGCGUGCCCUUGGGUACACAAAUUUCCUUCCAUUCCUGUCAACUUUUCUUUGUAUAUAAAUCAUCCUCCACUUUCGUGGAUUGGUUACGGUCUGCAGUCUCUGUAAAUAUGUACCACAAUCAUACAAAGCUUCAAUUGGAGAAUCCCCUAAUACUAGUUC
Marasmius oreades (fairy-ring Marasmius) is the source of this 3028-nucleotide messenger RNA. RefSeq lists its product as uncharacterized. The transcript is spliced from 3 exons. The record is from RefSeq and is a predicted model, not a curated record. Lineage: Eukaryota; Fungi; Basidiomycota; Agaricomycetes; Agaricales; Marasmiaceae. The coding region runs from base 39 to 1886 and encodes 615 amino acids.